AUGUCUUCUUCUUCUUCUUCAUCAUCGAAACCCCAAUGGAUCUACGACGUCUUCAUCAACUUCAGGGGAGGAGACACUCGCAGGGACUUCGUCUCGCAUCUCUACUGCGCCCUCUCCAACGCCGGCGUCAACACUUUCUUCGACGACGAGAAUCUGCUCAAGGGAACGCCGCUGGAGGAGUUAACGCGAGCGAUCGAAGCCUCUCAGAUUGCGAUCGUCGUUUUCUCCGAAACCUACACCGAAUCUACUUGGUGCCUCACCGAGCUUGAGAAAAUCAUCGAUUGCCACGAAUCCUACGGCCAAAUCGUUGUGCCCAUAUUCCACGGCAUCGAGCCGUCCAUUCUACGCAAUCCCAAGGGUCGUUUUCGUGAUGCUUUGGAAGCUGCUGCGCAGAAGAAGUAUUCCGCAGAGCAUAGCGAGUACGGGUUGUCGAGAUGGAAAAACGUGCUCAACAAAGCUGCAAAUUUCUCUGGUUGGGAUGUCAAAAAUCACAGGAAUACAGCUAAACUAGUGAAGGAAAUUGUCGAGGACAUACUGACAAAACUAGACUACGCACUCUUGUCUAUAACUGAAUUUCCUGUUGGAUUGGAAUCCCGUGUGCAAGAAGUGGUUGGAAUUGUAGAAAAUCAAUCCGCCAAGGUUUGUAUCAUUGGAAUAUGGGGAAUGGGAGGGUCGGGCAAAACUACGAUGGCCAAAGCCAUCUACAAUCAAAUCCAUCGUAGGUUCAAUGAUAAGAGUUUCAUUGAAAAUAUUAGGGAGGUUCGUGAAAUAGAUGGAAGAGGGAAUGUUCACUUACAAGAACAACUUCUUUCAGAUGUCCUAAAAACAAAGGUCAAGAUACAUAGUGUUGGGAUGGGAACAACUAUGAUCGAAAAUAGACUUUCUAGAAAGAAGGUGUUCAUUGUACUUGAUGAUGUGAAUGACUUUGGCCAAUUAAAAGACCUAUGUGGAAAUCAGAAAUGGUUUGGUAAGGAAAGUGUAAUAAUCAUUACAACUAGAGAUCUACACCUACUUGACCUACUUAAAGUUGAUUAUGUUUAUAAAAUGGAGGAAAUGGACAAAAAUGAGUCCCUUGAGCUUUUUAGUUGGCAUGCUUUCAGAGAAGCAAAACCAAGAGAAGAUUUUGACGAGCUCGCAAGAAAUGUAGUUGCUUAUUGUGGAGGUCUACCACUAGCUCUUGAAGUCCUUGGUUCUUAUUUAAUAGAAAGGACAAAGAAAGAUUGGGAAAGUGUAUUGUUAAAACUAGAAAGAAUUCCCAAUGAUAAAGUUCAAGAGAAAUUAAGAAUAAGCUUUGAUGGUUUAUGCGAUGAAAUGGAAAAGGAUAUAUUUCUUGAUGUAUGUUGUUUCUUUAUUGGUAAAGAUAGAGCCUAUGUUACAGAGAUACUAAAUGGUUGUGGGCUACAUGCUGACAUUGGAAUAACAGUCCUCAUUGAGCGUAGUCUCUUAAAAGUUGAAAAGAACAACAAACUUGGAAUGCAUCAAUUGCUGCGGGACAUGGGGAGAGAGAUAAUUUGUGAGAGUUCAAGGAAGGAUCCUGGGAAGCGGAGUCGAUUGUGGUUUCAUGAGGAUGUACUUGACGUAUUGACAAAGAAUACUGGAACUGAAACUAUUGAGGGAUUGGCUCUGAAAUUGCAUUUCAUCGGCAAAGAUUGCUUCAAAGCUUAUGCUUUUGAGGAAAUGAAGAGAUUGAGACUGUUGCAACUUGAUCAUGUACAGCUUACUGGAAAUUAUGGUUAUCUUUCUAAGCAACUGAGGUGGAUCUGUUGGCAAGGAUUUCCUUCAAAAUACAUACCUAAAAGUUUUUAUCUGGACGGUGCAGUUGUGAUUGAUUUAAAACACAGUAAUCUGCAACUUUUCUGGAAAGAACCUCAGGUUUUAGGGUGGCUAAAAAUCCUCAAUCUUAGUCACUCCAAGUACUUGACUGUAACCCCUGACUUUUCAAAACUACCGAAACUUGAAAAGCUUAUUCUCAAAGAUUGCCCACGUUUGUGCAAGGUACACAAGUCCAUUGGAGGUCUCCGCAAUCUUCUACUGAUAAAUUUAAAGGACUGUAAAAGUCUUGAAAAUCUGCCAAAGGGAGUUUAUAAGUUGAAAUCGGUAAAAACUCUCAUCCUUUCAGGUUGUUCGAAGAUUGACAAAUUAGAAGAAGAUAUAGUGCAGAUGGAAUCCUUGAUAACACUAAUUGCUGAAAAUACUGCUAUGAAACAAGUGCCCUUUUCAAUAGUAAAGUCAAAAAGCAUUGGUUAUAUAUCCCUAUGUGGAUUUGAAGGAUUUUCUCGUAAUGUUUUCCCUUCUAUCAUUCGUUCUUGGAUGUCACCAACAAUGAAUCCCCUAUCUUAUGUUCGUCCAUUUUGUAGCACAUCGUCAUAUCUAGUUUCCAUGGAUAUGCGAAGUUAUAAUUUGGGUGAUCUUGAACCAAUGCUUAGCGGCCUUUCAAAUCUACGAAGUGUUUUGGUUCAAUGUGACAGAGAGUCUCAAGUUUCUAUGCAAGUAAGAACAAUUUUGGACGACAGUGUAAAUUUUACACAAUUUGAAAUAACAUCACAAAUAUCAAAUCAUUACCUUAGGUCUUAUUUGAUUGGAAUCGGAAGUUAUCAAGAAGUCUUCAAUAUUCUAAGCGCUAGCAUAUCUGAGGGAUUGGCAACCAGUGAUUCUUGUGAUGCUUUUCUCCCUGGUGACAAUGAUCCUUUUUGGUUGGCCCAUAUGGGUGAGGGAAAUUCAGUGUAUUUCACGGUGCCUGAGGAUUGUCGCAUGAAAGGAAUGACUUUGUGUGUAGUUUAUUUAUCAGCCCCUGAAAUCACAGCAACUGAAUAUCUUAUUAGUGUUUUGAUGGUUAAUUACACAAGGUACACUAUCCAGGUAUUCAAGCGAGAGACGGUAUUUUCCUUUAAUGAUGUAGAUUGGCAGGGCAUAAUAUCACAUUGGAGCCCUGGAGACAAGGUGGAGAUUUUUGUGAAUUUUGGCAAUGGAUUGGAGGUCAAGAAGACAGCUAUCUAUCUGAUGUGUGAUGAAUCAAUUGACAAGGAACACAACCCUUCUCCUGAGCCAAAGAAGGAACCAAAGAAAAACGUCUUUGAAAGAUUUAUAAAGAAAAUUUUAAUAUAAGAUUCCAGGAAGGUAGAGGCUUCAGCCAAUUUGCCUGGGCAGCCAAAGUCAGUCUGGGAUUCCUAUUCUUAUUCUUGGGGAGAGGAGGGAUAUCUAUGUUACAUUGAUGCAUUUGAGAUAUUCAUUAAUAACAUUCCUCAAUCUUUCCUACUCGUUGUGCUAGCCUCAUGGUUUCUCAAGGACGAGCUUGAUCAGUUAUGAUUGCUGCUUACGAAAACUAGUUGCAAGCAUUGUCGGCUGUUUAUCCAUAUACCUUCGUCUCUACAUAGAGGUACCUCAGCCUGUGUGUGCAUACAUUACCAAUUCACAAGAAAACUUCCUCGGAAUCCGAUUCUUCAAUCUUUUAAACUUCACAUAGGAGAAAUGGCUAUAAUACCCAACGAACCAGCUUUUCUAUCCUAGACUUGCACAAUAGUAUCAUGUUGUAUCAAGCUUAUCAGAAUCACAAGUAUCAAGGGGGUUCCAAUCUAAAUUUAAGGUGAUGAUUGCGCACUCCCUUCUCUAUAUGCCUGUGUGCUCUGUUCAGGUCCUAAAUUUGAUAUUAUGCUUACCCAAUCUUCAUGACUAAAGGACAUUGUUGCCGUUUGCUUGUAUAUCUGAAUGGUGUUCUUUGUGUAAUUAAAGAGGAAUAUACUAGCAAGACUUUCAGUUGCCAUGUUAUCGGGUGUUGAUGAACAAAUAACACACAGAAUCAUCCCCUUCAUCGGGAAAUCACUACCAUCAGGCACUUGAAAAGAAGUGCAACCAGCUUCCAUGUGUUAUUUUUGUAAACGAACUCUGUCUUCUUGCAUCGCCAUCAUCCACAAAGAAACAUUUAAACCACUCUCAACCUCUUGAAAAGUUGAAGGCUCUCCUUCAUUCAAAAGACAAUACACAUCAUGGCUUGUCAUAACAUAUUGUAAAUGCUCAAAUGGUUUAACCUUUUCUCAUGUUGAUAGUUGGAGUCCUCCAUUACUAGCCUCAUUUGGCUUUUGUUCUUCAUGCUCUUGUUCUGACUAAGAAGAAUCAUCCAAAGGCUCUUUAUUUGUACCAUGGUACUAUCCUUUGUAAAGUUGUCGUUUUUGUACUUAUUUUUCAGUUAAUUGUCUGCAAAGCCCACAUCCCUACUAACAACAACCUUGUGGGGAAUGGGAUCUCACAAGUGAUACCCUUUCACAUUGUCAGCAUAAACCAAUAAUAUAUAUUCUAAAUUUUUGAUCUAGAUUUUCUCUUUCUUGGGAGUCGUACAUCACGUAUAGAUGACAACCAAAUACAUAUAAAAAGAAUAAUGAACCGAUUCAAAAUUUCUCAUCUCUAUUGGGGCCUUCAAACCUAUCAUGGUUGACGGUGUUUGAUUUAUCACCUAAGUGGUGAUUUUAACUACUUUUUUCCCAAAAGACAUAGUUAUAUUCAACGUAGUUCUUGUUCUAUACAUGAAAGUUAUAUUCAUUCACUUUAUCACACCAUAUUUUUGAGGUGUAUAUGAAACAUAAAAUUGUCAUGUAAUAGCUUCUUACUUGUAUAAUGGUAUUGAAAACACAUUUGACUUCCUCUUGAUAGGGUACACCCAUAAUCACUACAAUCACUUAGAGUAAUCAUCAAUUUAUGAUACAAAAUAUUUUGCUCCUCCAAGGGAUAAUAUCGAUGAUUCUUUCUCACACAUAAAAAUGAAUCAUGUGUAAUAUGUGCUCAUUUCUGGUAGCUCUAGCAAACUUCAAUCUAUGUUGCUUGCUUAUCAUAAUGCCCAUAAAUGUAAAACAACUUCUUUGAAUCUUUUUGACCUUGUUCUAAAUAUGAUCAAGUCUAUGAUGUUGUAUCAUUUGCUUCUUGCAACAAAUCUCCCAAAAGCAUGUAUAAAUUUGCCAUGAUAUUUUGCUUUCAUCACUACUAGAUGCACCCUCACCUCUUUUAAGAUUUCACUUUUAGCAUGGAUCUUACAACUGAGGUCAUUUAAUUUCCCAACAAACAAUAGAUUCUUCUUCAAGUCUUUUUCAUGUCAUACCCUUGAACUGUGUGUAUACUUUCAUUGUCCAUUUUUAUUUUGAUAGUAUUGACUCCAACAAUCUCUAAAGCAUGAUCAUUACAGAUCCACCUGAGGUAUAGGUAGGUUCAUAAAGUUAAAACUAAUCCCUGUGUAAAGUCAUGCACAAUGUUGCACCUAAAUUCACUAUUCACCUAUCAUGUCAUUGUUUUGCACUAUUAGAGUUAAUUAUUGCUUCACUCACUAGAAUAUCUCCCUCUUUUGAGGUACUUGCAACAUAACCUUGUGAGGUUGAUGCUUCAAGUUCUUUCCUCCGCUCUUCUUACGCCAAUAAUCUUUCUUUGCAUGUCCUCUCUUGUCACAAUGGUAGCAUUUGAGAUGCUUCUUACAUAGAAACUUUGAUCUACCAUGAGUUUAACUCCCACUAGAGUCAUGUCCUAUUGAUCUACCUCUCAUCAUCCUCAAAGCCUCUUCUUACUUUGAACUUUCUAUCAACAUCCUCAAAGUGCAAAGUGUAGGUGUCCUUUAAUAUUGUUAUUUUUUAUAUUGACGAUGAGUUGAUCAUACAAAUUAGGUAAAUUCUGAAGUAGAAUCUCCAUAAGUUCAUUUUCAACAUUGUUGAAAUUUUCCACUCAUACAAUUUGACAAGUGUCCCAAAUCUUCUUCAUAGUAGUCUUCUCCGUAGUGCUAGAUAGCAUUGCGGUUAAUUUCUUUCCACCUUUGAUUCGUGAUACCCAUGGGUCUUUCUUCAACUGCAUCUGCACAAUUGUCAACUUCUCUAUCUCAUAUUUUGCUGAUUAUGCAUUUUUUGCUAGGACUAGUAUUGUUUACUAGAAUAACAAUGAAAAUAGACCGUGAACCAAUAUAUUAGGUAUGUUUCCGGUGGGUCACCAAUGGACACUUAAAUACAAGGUAGGUCACCAAUAGACAACUUUCUUAGACAUGAACUUUCACACUACUACAAUCUAUAUCCAGUAACAAGAAUAAUUUUGUUCUGAUGCUAAAGAUCAGACUAGCUACAAUCACAGUACAUUGAUUUUUCUAUAACGCGGUGAAAUACAAUCAGGCACACAACAAUAUUCUAGUGAAAAUAACAGCGAAAUACAAUCAGGAAGACACCCUCUCCUGGAAAUCAGAAAAACAGUUACGAGGAGAAAAUAUUUUUCUUCUUUUCUCUGAAACACUAGAGUUCUGAAAAAAUGGAAUAGGUUUUGGUGUCUUACAAAACAAAUAUGUGCUCAUUCUAUAGCAAGAAAAGUAAGCAUCAAAAUGAAAUUUUCUCAAUGUGGGACUUCUCUACUGGCAAUUUUUUAUUAGAUUCAAUUUGUAAUACAAGUGACAGAGCAGUGUUCCCAACCAAGCUAAAUGCCAAACAA
This is a messenger RNA of Vigna unguiculata (cowpea), 6441 nucleotides long. RefSeq names its product disease resistance protein RUN1-like. Gene Ontology annotation, biological process: signal transduction; defense response. The record is from RefSeq and is a predicted model, not a curated record. Lineage: Eukaryota; Viridiplantae; Streptophyta; Magnoliopsida; Fabales; Fabaceae. Gene Ontology annotation, molecular function: ADP binding.